AUGGCUUCCCCGCUUCGAUACAGCUCUCGCUAUGCGCAGGACACCACAGUUCAAACCACGCUCGCCCGCCAGAUGGGUACCGGCGCUCCGAUCAACGCCCGUCCCGUUGCUUAUCGGACGGGACAAGUUCUCCUUCGUACAGUGCACUAUAGCUCUAGCAGCCCUGAUGUCGUGGAGUUCGAAGCCAAGUUUCUCAAACCGAAGGGGCUGGAGUACGGCCGGGGCUCAGUUGAGUUUCCGAUCAUGCUUACCGAGGGCGUAUCGGCGUUCAACUUCAAGAACUUCUUGCGCGCCCUAUACGGAACGGUGGACUACGGCGAGGGUCUGACUUUCCAGGCGUGGCUGGCUAUUCUCGACCUUUGCAUCAGUUGGCACUUGAUCUCUCUACGCCAUCACGUCGUCACGGAGAUUGAGGCGCGCUUCCCUCACAUCAUCAGCCAAGCGAUCAAUCAGGUGGUGUAUGGCCAGGCGUACGAGGUGGCCCACUGGUUCAAACAAGGUUGCUUCGAGCUCACCACCCGUGAACGUCAUAUGGUAGACGAAGAGAAGUGUCGGCUUGAUCGAGACACAUACGCGCAUCUCUUAGAACUCCGGGAGAAGUACAUAGACGUUCGUAUAAGAGUGUUACGAGGGAUGCUUGACGAUCACAGGAUGGGCCCUAGUACCACCAGCGCACAGACGCAAGUCCCCUUCAACUUCGAUGAUGCUUAUCUUGGGAUUUUUGGUCUUAGUGUGCGCCGUGCUUUGACUUGA
Peniophora sp. CBMAI 1063 is the source of this 753-nucleotide messenger RNA. The record is from the annotation of a GenBank genome assembly. NCBI's taxonomy places the organism in Eukaryota, Fungi, Basidiomycota, Agaricomycetes, Russulales, Peniophoraceae.